AGUACCACCACAAUGGCAAGAGUGUAUGUAUGCUUUUGUGUUAUGCUUGUGAUAAUGCGCAGUACCAAAAGUCAGUUUAUGAAUACGAGCGUUUUAACAAGGAUAUCCACACCAACACCGACUUCAUUGAAAACAACAACUCCUGAUACUUCUUUUCUAUCAUCGGCCGAUAUUUUAAAUUCCACAUUUCGGGGUUCCAUGGAUGGUGUUACGGCUACACUCAUGCAUAAUAAUAUAUCAGCAGCAGCUAUAACUGCAGGACCGUCAUCACCAAGCAUGGUGCCAUCAUCGACUAUAAAAACAUCAAGCUUGAGCAUUUCUCCCACAUCUUCAGUAAAAGGAAUUGUGUAUCCACCAUCAAGUGGGAAGAUUUUUACUUUCCUACCUGGAUCAACUGCAAAGAUAGUGUGGACAUAUGAUUAUUCUAUAUCUUCUAUUGUUCUACGGUCAUGGGAAUUCAGGAGUACAAACGUUACCACUCCGGUGAUGCUUGCUAGUAUCACUCGUGAUGGUAGCCCUACGAUAUUCGUCAGCUUUCCUGUGAUUGCAGUAGAAAAACCAUCAACAUUAAUUUUACAGAAUGUUGAUCACCGUUAUGAUGGAAAAUACAGAUUCACUGUUUCAGCAUUUACAGCUCAUUCUUCCUCUGAAGUUGUCGUCUUCGUUGCAGAGAAGCCAACCGUGACAUUGAAUUGUUCCAGUCCAGUCACGCUAAAUGAAGGUGAAAACUUUGCGUGUCUAUGCAGAGGUGAAGGUGGAAAUCCUCCUGCUAAUGUUACCUGGUUUAAAAAUGGAGUCAAAAUUACUGAUGUUGGAAUAGAAAGACAAACAUUGAAACUCUCAAAUAUUAGUAGAACAGACAAUGGAACAUACAAAUGUAAAGCCACAAGCUACCCCCAUCAAAAUUAUACAGACGAAAAAUCAUACCAAGUAAUAGUUUACGGUCCUCAAGAAACAGAUGUACCAAUUGACUCUCCUUGUCGGCCAUUUUACAACAAAACUAAUCUGCCUCAAGACAGCAUUGAGAUGGCACAUUAUCAAAUGCAUCCAUUCUAUCCCUUAGUGUACACCUACUGUUCUGUGAAUCUUUUACCAUUAAUUUGUUCCAUUUAUCUUCCUGUGUUGGAUAACGUUUCCAGCAAGAUUCUACCACCGUGUUGGGAUUUGUGUGAUCAGGUCUCGAUGGAUUGCAGUUAUGCAAUUAGGAAAUUGAAAUUCCCAAUUUCGACUUUAUUACAACGAUGUUCGUCCAAGUCCGCUCCAGGCAAUGCCACAAGUACAAAGUGUUUCCGGCCAACAGCUGCGCCUACGCAAAUAGAAUCUGAUCAAUCAUGUUGCUUUACUGUGAAACCGCAUCCAUUUUGCAUCCCAUUCUUCGGUCAAUCCUCGCUCAAUAGCAGUCAACAAGAUGAAGUUAUUUUCAGCUUGAGCACGUAUCUUCCACUAUUUCACGCCCUGGAAUCACUAAACCAGCAAUUCUGUGUAGCAAAGUUAUCAGAAUAUCUUUGCCUGAAAAAAUUCCAAUAUUGUGAUAUGCGCUUUGAAGAGGAAAGUGGUGGAUGUUCGCCAGGUAUUUUCAAAGUACCCAGUGAACUUUGUUCGUACAUCACAGACGCUUCGUCACCUUGUUCUUUGAGUCGUAUCAACACCACUCUUCAAAACGCUGGGUAUAAUAUUCCAAUAAUAAUGUCAGAUUUUCACUGCUCGACAUUACAAUCAUCCAUUCAUGUUGAAGAACAUUCGUCAAAUAUUCCACUCUUACCACAAAUAUCAAGCACAGUGGCAUUACCAUUUCGUUCAUCUGCAUUUUACCCUAGUCGAGUUUCAAGAUCAAUUAAAUCUGAAGCAUCAGGAAAUGUGGUUACUACAUCCGUGUUAAAUUCAACAGUUUCACCUGGCGAUAUCUCUGCCACACUUUCCGCAAGGCCAAGUAGUCAACAUAUUGAGAUCGGUACAACAAACAGGCCUUGGUUACCGCAAACAACAAAGUCCCAAAUCACAGAUGGUCUUCGUAUUCCACGGUUAACAAAUUUUUCAAUAGCAAAGCCAAGUUUAAGGAGCUUUAACAUUAGUUGGAAUAAUUUACCAAGCACGAAGGAGAUCAAGGAAUAUGGUAUAUUGUGGAGAAAGAUAGUGGAAGCUGAUUCUUCAAGUGGGGAAACUAAUUACCAGCACAUUCACUCCACAAAGAAAUAUUAUAUAAUAUUCAACAAUAUAUCAACACUAAAUUCACAGUACGAAGUGUUGAUAACGGCGAUAGGACAGGAUGGGAUUCCGCAACCGUUUACCAUCGUUAAUUUGCCGCUAAGCAAAAGUUUUUGUCCGGGUGAAGAAGUCGGUUCUCCAGAAGCAUAUGGGAUUUUCCAGUGGCCAGAAACUCCAGUCGGAAACGUUGCUACACUUGCUUGUCCUUAUAACAAUGAGUCUAUCGCGAGUCGUGAUUGUUUUUCAACAUCCGAAACAGAAAGUGGAGGUUCUUGGGGGACGAUUGUAGUAACGAAAUGCAAAUAUAAAGAUUCGCGGAGUAAAAAUCUCUUCAUUUUAUCACAGAAUAAAGUUAAUAGUAGCAACGUUGUGAACGUCACUAAAGAGCUAAGAGACUUGUCUUCAACUAAUCAAAGCAACACUCUUAAUCCUGGUGAUAUUGACUAUAUCGCUACAAUAUUAGAAAAUAUUGCUCUGGUGAAAGAAAAAGCAAACGAGAUUCUUGACGACUUCCUGACAACUAUAGACAAUGUGCUGGACUCCAAACUUAAGAAUAUUCUAAAAAGUCAAGAGGAUCGAAACUCAUCGUCAAGGAUUGUCGAAACUCUGAACAUCUUCGCAGAAUCAUUAGUUAUUGGCGCACAAGGCAAAAUUGAGAUUGCGAAAAGAAACUUCGAUAUUAACUUACAAACGGUGAAGCCACAGAAUUUUAGCGGACUUAAUUUUUCGGGUAUUCAAAGGAGAAUGAAUCAAUCAGAAAGGAAAAAUAUUACUUUGAAUAAAAAGAGCAAUGAAGUACGGCAAGUCUUAUCUCCUUCGCUCACAAUUCCACGAACAAUAUUCAACGAAUCCACGGGUAAAAACAGUUCCUCAAACCAGACAGUGAUAUUUGUGCUCUAUAGAGAAACAAAAUUUUUUAGAUUAUCAUCUAUUACCAGUGGGACAUCGGGUCGCUUGAAUAGUCUUGUAAUUUCGGGAAGUAUUGAAGGAUUGUCAGUUUCAAAUUUAAGUGUUCCAGUGAACAUUGCAUUACCAAGCCUCGAAAGAGGUGACACGAAAAGCACCCAGUGCUCUUACUGGAAUUUCAGCGCUGGAAAUUGGUCGCAAGAAGGUUGCAAGUUUGAACGCGUUCUUGAAGAUGGAAGAGUGCUUUGUAGUUGUAAUCAUUUUACCAACUUUGCAAUGUUGAUGAACAUAGCUCCAGGAAAGAAGACUGUACAUGACAAAAUACUUGGUGUAAUAAGUUACGUUGGCUGUGCCCUCUCAUUGGUUGGGCUCAUCUUGACAAUAAUCACAAUACUAAUUUUGAGGGAUCUGCGAAACCAAGUUCCAAGCCAGAUUUUGCUGAACUCUGUAUUGCUUUGUCGUUGA
Messenger RNA from Dendronephthya gigantea, 3576 nucleotides. RefSeq lists its product as uncharacterized. Gene Ontology annotation, cellular component: membrane. Gene Ontology annotation, molecular function: protein binding; G protein-coupled receptor activity. The transcript has 15 exons. The record is from RefSeq and is a predicted model, not a curated record. Bases 13 to 3576 code for a protein of 1187 amino acids. NCBI's taxonomy places the organism in Eukaryota, Metazoa, Cnidaria, Anthozoa, Malacalcyonacea, Nephtheidae.